Messenger RNA from Diceros bicornis minor, 1020 nucleotides. Its product is annotated as olfactory receptor 10J4. Gene Ontology annotation, cellular component: membrane. Gene Ontology annotation, molecular function: olfactory receptor activity; G protein-coupled receptor activity. Gene Ontology annotation, biological process: G protein-coupled receptor signaling pathway. The coding region runs from base 1 to 1020 and encodes 339 amino acids. The transcript has a single exon. The record is from RefSeq and is a predicted model, not a curated record. NCBI's taxonomy places the organism in Eukaryota, Metazoa, Chordata, Mammalia, Perissodactyla, Rhinocerotidae.
AUGAUGACCCUGCACCAGCUUACUGUUUCCAGCCUGGAUGUUCAACCUGCCCACUUCAUGUCUUUCAGACGCAGAUUCUCCUCAAUGCCAAGACCCAAUUUCACAGCUGUGACAGAGUUUACCUUUGAAGGCUUUUCCAUUUUUGGGUGGCAGCACAGACUCGUCCUCUUUGUGGUCUUUUUGUUCUUGUACCUGUUGACCCUUGUCAGCAAUGCUAUCAUCUUGACAGUUAUCCACCUCAACCGUCAACUUCACACAGCCAUGUACUUCUUCCUGAGUGUGCUGUCCAUUUCUGAGACUUGUUAUACAGUAGCUAUCAUCCCCCGAAUGCUGUCCAGUCUCCUUAGCCCCCAACGAGUCAUCUCCAUUCCAGACUGUGCGACUCAGCUCUUCUUCUAUCUCACUUUUGGUGUCAACAACUGCUUCCUGCUCACAGCCAUGGGAUAUGAUCGCUAUGUGGCCAUCUGCAGCCCCCUACAGUAUUCAGUCAUCAUGGGCAAGAAGACUUGUAUACAACUGGCAAGUGGAUCCUGGAGCAUUGGCCUGAGCACAGCCAUCCUUCAGGUGUCUUCUGUGUUCAGCCUGCCCUUCUGUGAUGCCCACGUCAUCUCUCACUUCUUUUGUGACAUCCGGCCCCUAAUGAAGCUUGCCUGUGCUGACACUACCAUCAAAGAAUUUAUCACUUUGCUCAUCAGUCUGUGUGUCCUUGUUCUGCCCAUGGUCUUGAUCUUUAUCUCCUAUGUCCUGAUUGUCACCACCAUCCUCAAGAUUGCAUCUACUGAGGGUCGGAAGAAGGCCUUUGCCACUUGUGCCUCACACCUCACAGUGGUCAUUGUCCACUAUGGUUGUACCUCUUUCAUCUACCUAAAACCCAAAUCCCAAAAUUCCCUGCAGGACAGAUUUAUCUCUGUGACCUACACUGUCAUCACCCCCUUACUGAACCCUGUUGUAUACAGCCUGAGGAACAAAGAGGUCAAGGAUGCUUUGCUCAGAGCUUUGGGCAGAAAGCCUCUCUCUUAG